AUGGGCAAAUUGUUGGCUAAUUUGUUAAAAAAUGUGAAAUAAGCUAAAGAGAUAUCUCAUUAGAUUUACAAAGGAUAUGAGAGUGUUAAAGAAAGAGAUUAAACUAAUCGUAUGAUAUUUGAAUCUGGAUGUGAUAAUAGAAUAACUAGUUAUUACACCCACAAUGGAGAUUUGGAUGGACCUGGAGGCAGAUAAGGAAAAUGUGGCUACAAGAAGGAUCAUGCUAGAAACUAUUGUUGUUAAAAGUGUUUUAAGGAAGGAAGACACAAGAGAUUGAUUUGA
Molecule: messenger RNA, 282 nt
Organism: Paramecium primaurelia
Lineage: Eukaryota; Ciliophora; Oligohymenophorea; Peniculida; Parameciidae
Source: the annotation of a GenBank genome assembly